AAAUAGACAGAAAUUCGCCAAAGUUUCUGGAGUUCGUCGAAAAAACUAGGGCAUUGGUUAUAAAAAUGAAGCAAGAAGAUACAGCUAGCCAUGUUAUCACAUUACUUCUGUUAUUGACUUCAACUGAUAAUGAAGAUGAAAAACGUAAAAUCAAUGAAUCACUUGGAACAAUAUUUCUAUGCUAUCCAAAUUUAUCACAAAGUUUUACUGAUUCUUAUAGAAGUUUAUUAGAAACAGUAAUAAACUACGAAGGUUAUCCAGAUCGUUUUGAAUUAUGGAAAAAACUGAUAUUAAUAUUGUAUAGUGAGAAAAAAUAUACUGCUCUAAUCGCUACAGCUGAAAAAAUGCAUCAUGAGUAUCCACGUACGCUCUAUCCACUAGAAUGGAUAUGUCGUAUUUAUACGGAACAAAGAAUAUUGAAUGAGGACAAAUUUGAUGAUGUAACAAAUAUUGAAAAAAUUUAUAAUACUAUACUUGAAUUAGAUUCAAAUUCAUCCUUAGGGGUUUUUUCAAAAGCAUUGUAUCAGCAAGAACUGGGUAAUAUACUUGAUUCGAGAGAUUUACUUAAUCAAAGUGUUCUAAUAAAUCCACAACAGCCUUAUGCUUGGAUAUCAUUAAUAAAGGUUAAUGCUAAACUUUAUUGUUGGUCUGAUGUUGAAAAUGCUGCUCAACAGGCCCAAACGUUGCUGAAUACUAAAUCAAAACAUCUAAUGGAAAUUGCUAAUGACUAUUUGAUCGAAGCAUUGGCCAAUGGCGAAAACAGCUCAAAAUGGAAGCAAUCUAUUACACUAUGUCAAAAAUCACUCGUUCAAAAAUCAUCUGAAAAACAUAAGUUGCUAUUGGCACGUGCAAUGAUUUAUCUUGAAGACCCAAAAGUUUACAAUCUACUAACAGAACUUGAAAACAAUCCUAAAACAAGAGUAAAAGCAACAGUAUUACGUGCACAAUUAUUAAAAAAUCAAGGUAAAUUGGAAGAAUCAAUUGACGUACUUGGUGGCGUUCUAGAAACAACAGAUGCAUGGUUAUUAUUCGGUGAAAUAAAUUGGGAAAUGAGUGAUUAUAAUCACAGUUUAAUAGCUUUUUUGAAAGGUAUUCAUGCUGAUCCGAAUAAUUGGGAAUGUCUUGUUUAUCUUGGACAUUAUUACAGAGAAUAUGGUAAUGAUUUAGAUAAAUCAAGAAAAUGUUAUCAAACAGCAUUAAGAAUUAAUCCAAAUUCAGAUAAAGCUGGUGCAGGUCUCAGUACUGUUUAUAGAUUUCUCAAAAAUAGUGAAUCAAAUAUACAGAUGUUACAGCGAGUAACAACAGUUGACGGGGGUGGCCCGAAAUGGGCAUGGUUACAGCUUGGUUUGCAGCAGUUGGAUCAAAGAGAAAUAUCACUAGCUAUUAAAUCAUUGAGAUUUGUUAUACGAGCUGAUCCAAAUAACAAUCAUUGUUGGGAAUCACUUGCGGAUGCUUACUGGGCUCGUGGAUCACACACAUCAGCACUUAAAUCAUAUCAACGAGCUGCAGAUCUUUCACCUGAUUCACUUUAUCCAAUGAUACAAUUAGCCAAUAUUAAUUUAGUACUCGGAAGACAUGAAGAAGCAAAAACAGCAUUUAUCCAAAUAUUAACUCAUGAAAAAAAAUAUAUUCCAGCUUUGAAGGGCUUAGCUGAAACUUGUCUGGGUCUUGCUGUUGAAAAUUUGUCAAAUCAGUUGCUCGGACGAGCUAAAAGAAAUAUACAACAGGCUGUUGAUAGUUUAACUAAUGCCAUUGUUGAAAAUAGCGAUUUUUCAUGUUUAUGGAAACUUUUGGGCGAUGCUUGCUAUCGAACAGCAAUCAUGCCGCUCAAAUAUUGUUGCCUUGAUGUUGUACCAAGUCUUGUCAAAUCUGAUAGUACCCAGAAAAAAAUUGUAAUUGAAAGAAGUCAGCUGUUCUCACUUGCAACCAGAUGCUACUGUCGAGCUCUAAGUCUGUCUAAAGACUCGUCAUUUCUUUGGCAUGAUUUAGCAUGUUGUUAUUUUUCUCAAGUAAAUCUUGACAAUAACAUUGAUAAGAAAACAAUUGCUAAUCAGAGCAUGGAAGCGGCUAAACAAGCUAUAAGACUCAAUCCAACAACAUGGAUACAUUGGAAUCUACUUGGUGUUAUAUCAAUGAAUUCUGAAGUUAAAAAUUAUUCAUUGGCACAACAUUGUUGGAUAAUGGCUAUCGAUCGUGAACCUAAUAAUGCGAUUGCGUGGACAAAUUUAGGAACGCUCUAUUUAUAUUUAAAUGAUCCAUAUAUGGCAAAUACAGCAUUUUCAAGAGCCCAAAGAGCUGAUCCUGAUUAUAAUAACAGCUGGAUUGGCCAAGCAAUUAUUGCUGAAUCAAUACAAAGACUCGAGGCUAUGGAUUUAUUUAGGCAUGCUGUUGAACUUGGUUAUCAUCCACAAGCUGCAAUUGGAUAUGCUCAUUGGAUUUUGAAAACAUUAUUGAAUUCAGAUGCUAAAAAAAAUCCUUUAUUUUCAUAUGCAAUCGAUAAAAUGCAUGCAAUACCUGUUGCUGCUGAUGCAAUGACUUGGUACAUGGAUCGUAAACCAAAUUCUGUUAUUGGAAGAAACAUACUGGGAUUAUUACUUGAGCGUCAAGAACUUUAUAAACCAGCAUCUCGUGAAUUUACUGAAGCACUCAAAUUUACUGAUGACAAUAAAAAACUGGAUAAAAUUCGAAUUAAUCUUACAAGAGUUUUAGUGCAAAUGGGGGAUUACAAAGAAGCUGUUGCUGUCUGUUGCGGGGUUAAAUCACCAAGUUUCACGUCUCAUUGUCAAUUAGCAUUGUCUCUUUUCAAGGCUGAAAGAUAUGAAGAAUCAUAUGAAGCUUAUAAUGACUCGUUGAAUGAUUUGGCUGAAGAUGGAUCAGACAAAGCACAUGUCCUCUGUGCAAUGGCAUCAAUGGCAUACAUGUUUCAAGGUGUUGACGACGCUAAAACAUUAUUGUUUCAAUGUAUUCAAAUUCAGCCACCAAAUGUUGCUGGAUUACUUGCUGCUGCUGCUCUUGGUCUUCUUCAUGAUGAUUUAAAUCUUACGAAUCUUGUUCUUAAUGAGUUGAAACCAUUUAAGGAUGACCCUAAUUACAGACAUCACAUUGCUGUGCUAACGGCUUAUUCUUAUCUUAUAAAUAAUAAUCAUACUGGAGCUAUACGAAUUAUGUCAAAUGCUAUUCACAAAUACCCAGUUGAUGUUGGAUCCUGGAUAGGGCUUGUUAGAAUUUUACUUGAAACAAAUUCCAAAAGUUUUGGAAAUUGUGCACAAAAAGCAUUGCUACUUGGACGGAAUAGAGGAACUAUGGCUAUUUCACAAGUAGCAUGUAUUUCAUCACUCGGACAGUUGAUGGAUAAUCAAAAUAAGUCUGGACUUAUGUCUGUUGAAAAAACGCUCAUGGCUUUCCCAGGACAUAUUGGAAGUUGGGGAAAUUUCAUAUUUUCUCUUAUACAAAGAUUUGACCAAAAGUCGAUUUCAAAUGCGGAUUGGUUGCUUAAGUUAACUAAAACUAUUCAAGAAAAAUUAAAAAGCACAAAACCAAUGGAUGAUUGGUUAAUCAAUAAUCAACAGAAAUUAUCUGCACUUGCAACAAUUUCUUAAUUUAUUUACACAGACAAAAAUAUAGGAUAUUAUCAGUGAAAACACCAAUCUGUCGUCCGCAUCUUUCUUUGUAAAAACAUUCUCAGUUUUCUAAUAAAAUUAAAGUCCUGAAAA
Aphidius gifuensis is the source of this 3713-nucleotide messenger RNA. Its product is annotated as tetratricopeptide repeat protein 37. The transcript has 7 exons. Gene Ontology annotation, cellular component: Ski complex. Gene Ontology annotation, molecular function: protein binding. The record is from RefSeq and is a predicted model, not a curated record. The coding region runs from base 66 to 3599 and encodes 1177 amino acids. Lineage: Eukaryota; Metazoa; Arthropoda; Insecta; Hymenoptera; Braconidae.